CAGUUACCAAUGGCAGCCACAUUGCUCGCCUUUUUCUUUCUGUUCAUCAUCGUAUGCUUCUUCCUCCAAAUCCAUAGGAAAAAACCAGGAACCAGUAACAAUCUCCCACCUGGAAGCUUCGGGUGGCCGUUUUUAGGUGAAACUCUAGAGUUCAUUGGCUCUCGAAGAGCUGGGACACCGGAGAAAUUUGUAAGAGAUAGAAGGCAGAGAUAUGGAAGUCCCUUGGUUUUCAAAACAUCAUUGUUUGGCCACCGUGUGGCCGUCUUUUGUGGGCCAGAGGGAAACAAGUUUUUGUUUGGAAACGAGAACAAACUGGCGGCGUCGUGGUGGCCAGAAUCAAUCACAACUUUGUUCGGUAAAUGCAUAAUAACAUGCCGUGGAGAUGAAGCGAAAUGGUUGAGGAAGAUGAUGCUACCGUAUCUAGGUCCUGAUGCUUUAUCGAAUCGUUACUCGGUCACCAUGGAUGUAGUAACUCGUCUUCAUAUCCAAAAUCACUGGGAAGAACUUGGAUCCUUAUUCAACAUUUUCCUAAAAGGGCUCGGGUCGUUGCCUAUAAAUAUUCCUGGGACACGGUUUUACCGAGGUAAAAGAGCAGCAGUUGCUAUUAAAAAACAACUAAUCAUGAUCAUCAACCAAAGGAAGCUGGCCUUAAAACAAGAAAAUGCAUCAUCUUUUGAAGACCUUUUGUCACAACUGCUUCUAUCUUCUGAUGAAAAUGGUCGGUUUUUAUCCGAAAUAGAGAUUGCAAAUAACAUUUUGUUGUUACUCUUUGCUGGACAUGACACUUCUGCUGCCUCCAUAACGUUACUCAUGAAGUGCCUUGGAGAACACCAUGACGUUUACAAAAACGUGUUGAAAGAACAAUUGGGUAUUUUGGAGGGCAAAGCGUCGGGUGAAGUGCUAAACUGGGACGACAUACAGAAAAUGAGAUACUCUUGGAAUGUAGUAUGUGAGGUACUCAGAUUAAGUCCACCUGUAAUUGGAUCUUUUCGGGAGGCCCUUGUGGAUUUUGAAUACGCGGGUUAUACAAUACCCAAAGGAUGGAAGAUAAUUUGGAGUGCAGUCAUGACACAUAAGGAUGAAGAUAACUUUCCAUGCGUUACCAAAUUCGAUCCUUCAAGAUUUGAAGGAACAGGACCCACACCAUUCACGUAUGUCCCGUUUGGAGGCGGUCCUAGGAUGUGUUUAGGGAAAGGACUAGCUCGUGUGCAAAUACUUGUGUUCCUACACAACAUUGUGACAAAGUUUAAGUGGGACCUAGUGAUCCCCGGUGAGAAAAUCGAGUAUGAUCCUUUGGCUACCCCUGUACAAGGACUCCCAAUUCGACUCCAUCCUCAUCAAGUUUGACGUUUUUCUAUCAAGUAUUUAUCGGUUUGGUUAUGUACCAUUGCUAUACAAUUAUCAAAUAUUAAUUAUACUUGUUUAACUUUUGCAUAAAAGAGUAAAAGCAAAAAAGAAUAUCGAGCUUCAUUUAAGAUUGA
Molecule: messenger RNA, 1481 nt
Organism: Helianthus annuus (common sunflower)
Lineage: Eukaryota; Viridiplantae; Streptophyta; Magnoliopsida; Asterales; Asteraceae
Product: beta-amyrin 28-monooxygenase-like
Exons: 4
Coding region: 10-1347 (445 amino acids)
Biological process (GO): sterol metabolic process
Molecular function (GO): iron ion binding; monooxygenase activity; oxidoreductase activity, acting on paired donors, with incorporation or reduction of molecular oxygen
Source: RefSeq, a predicted model, not a curated record